ACAGAGCUGGCAGAGGACCUUCUGCUGCGUGCAGAGCGCUCGCCGCCGGGCACUGUCAAAGCCAGGAAGGGCACGUGGAAACCCUCACGGAGGGCCCGCGGGCGCAACUGCCACAUCCGCAACCUGAUGGUGAAGGUGCGCGACCUGGGCCUGGGCUUCAACUCGGACGAGAUCGUGCUUUUCAAGUACUGCAGCGGGUCCUGCCACAGGGCGCGCAGCAACUACGACCUGACAUUGGGCAGCCUGCUGCGGCAGCAGCUCAUCACCCCGGGGCCGCAGGAGCGGGUCCUCCGGCACCCCUGCUGCCGGCCCACNNNNUAUGGGGCCGGCCCCUUCAGUGACUGGCGUACCACGUGGCAGACGGUGGAGAAGCUCUCAGCGGCUGAGUGCAGCUGUAUCGGCUGA
Merops nubicus (carmine bee-eater) is the source of this 405-nucleotide messenger RNA. RefSeq names its product artemin (gene ARTN). NCBI's taxonomy places the organism in Eukaryota, Metazoa, Chordata, Aves, Coraciiformes, Meropidae. The annotation marks the transcript as partial. Gene Ontology annotation, molecular function: glial cell-derived neurotrophic factor receptor binding; receptor tyrosine kinase binding; growth factor activity. The record is from RefSeq and is a predicted model, not a curated record. The transcript is spliced from 2 exons.